This is a messenger RNA of Aspergillus vadensis CBS 113365, 939 nucleotides long. RefSeq names its product mitochondrial nucleotide exchange factor MGE1 (gene grpE). The coding region runs from base 140 to 856 and encodes 238 amino acids. Gene Ontology annotation, biological process: protein folding; protein import into mitochondrial matrix. The transcript is spliced from 3 exons. Lineage: Eukaryota; Fungi; Ascomycota; Eurotiomycetes; Eurotiales; Aspergillaceae. The record is from RefSeq and is a predicted model, not a curated record. Gene Ontology annotation, molecular function: adenyl-nucleotide exchange factor activity; protein-folding chaperone binding; protein homodimerization activity. Gene Ontology annotation, cellular component: PAM complex, Tim23 associated import motor.
GGUGAAGGCGGUCAGAUCAAGCCGCCGAAAGUUCUGCUUUCCAACGAUUAUCGCCGAUUUUGUUCAACCUCUCACGCCUCCAAUCUUCAUCAUACUUUGUUAUUCACAGUCACCAUCUUUCACUUCCUCUCCUUCCAAAAUGUUCCAGAGAACCUUCCUCAGACAGGCCCAGCGGUCCCUCCGCUCUGUGCGCCCUACCUCCAUCAACACCUCCGCUCUCCGUCGCACGCCGCAGCUCCCCCAGGCUGUCCGCCCAAUUGCUCCUCAGUCGGCCUACCGGUUCUACUCUACUGAGAACAAGGCCGAGAAUGGCGAGAAGAAGGAGGGUGAAUCUGCCCAGGAGACUGAGGACCCCGUCCGCAAGGAGCUCGAGGAGAAGAAGAAGGAGGUCAUUGAGCUGAAGCUGCUCCGCUCGAAGGCCGACUUCCUCAACCUGCAGGAGCGCACCAAGCGUGAUAUGGAGAACUCCCGCAACUUCGCUAUCCAGCGCUUUGCUGGCGACCUCCUCGAGUCCAUUGACAACUUUGACCGCGCCCUCCUUGCUGUUCCCAAGGACAAGCUUGAUGCUCCCCAGACUGAAGCCAACAAGGACCUGUUGGAGCUCGUUUCCGGUCUGAAGAUGACUCAGAACAUCCUUUUGAACACCCUGAAGAAGCACGGUCUUGAGCGCUUUGACCCCAGCGAGCCCACUGAGGAUGGCAAGACCCAGAAGUUCGACCCCAACCUCCACGAGGCUACCUUCAUGGCCAAGGUUGAGGGCAAGGAGGAUGGUGACAUCAUGUACACCCAGAGCACCGGAUUCCGCCUCAACGGUCGCGUUCUUCGCGCUGCCAAGGUCGGUGUCGUCAAGAACUAGACGCUUCGCCAACACUCUUAAACAUUUUCUCUCCCUUUCCGCCUCCCUGUCUUAUAUUCUUGUUGUAUAAUAUACCAAAUACG